Messenger RNA from Topomyia yanbarensis, 736 nucleotides. Its product is annotated as coiled-coil domain-containing protein 12. The record is from RefSeq and is a predicted model, not a curated record. Gene Ontology annotation, cellular component: post-mRNA release spliceosomal complex; U2-type spliceosomal complex. The transcript is spliced from 2 exons. The coding region runs from base 153 to 620 and encodes 155 amino acids. NCBI's taxonomy places the organism in Eukaryota, Metazoa, Arthropoda, Insecta, Diptera, Culicidae.
CAGUCUAUCUCUUUCUUUGCACUACACCGGUGUAGCACCAGAAAAAACGAAAACGCCAUUAGUUUACACUGUACAUCAGGUCAAGGAAAAAGGAUUCAAUGAAUAAACAAUACAAAAUCUAUUAAAUCGAUUGAACUUUACCGAACAGUGGCAUGAUGGAUACCGUGGGUAAACUUGAGGAAGAAGCGCUCAAACGUAAGGAACGAUUGAAGAAUCUGAAACGUAAACAAGAAUCAACUAACGAGUCUAUUAAAACGGUUGAAUCCAUUCCGAAGCCAGUCUUCCGUAAUUAUCGUCCGGAAAGCGAAGAUAUCAAAGAGAAUGCAAUCGAAGAAGUGUCUCCCAUGGAUUUGGAAACCGAGAUUAGUUCACAGCUGGCAAUGAUGAAAACUCCCAUCGUUAUUGAAGAUAUCGACAUUGCAAAUUUAGCGCCACGAAAACCUGACUGGGACUUGAAACGAGAUGUUUCGAAAAAACUAGAAAAACUGGAACGUCGAACACAAAAGGCAAUUGCGGAAUUAAUUCGGGAUCGUUUAAAGGCGGGGCAGGACGAUAUACUACAGGCCGUAAAUGUUGCUUCGGCAGCUAUCACCUCCACGAAUGAUAACGAGGAGGAAUAAAAAGUCAACCACGCCUAGAAACAUAAUUAUUUUACAUACAAUUAAUUAACUAUCUAUACAAUAGAAAAUAAGUUUGUUACUCUAUCCGAUUCUGAGGCCUCAAAUAACGGUUUGGG